AUCUCAACCUUUCUGUUAUAAAAUAUUAUAAAAAUUAGUCAUUAGCUAUUCUAUAAUCGUAUAACGUAUAAACGUAUAAUCUAUAAUAUUUUACGAUUCCUCUUUCCAGUGCAUUGCUCAUAUUAAGAAAUUAUUAGAAAAAAAUUAUUUUCUUAUUACAUCAUCAUAUGUCAAUGUACGUAUCAUGACUAAUUUUUUCAUCGCGAUAAAAGAGGGUCGAUCCAUAUGAAUCAUGAUUUGCGAUGGUAGGCCGGCUUAAACCAUUGUAAGCCCCCAGACGGUUCGCGAUCAAUAACCGAAAGCGCGCAAAGGGCGAGAGUUGACGUCGCCCGAAACGUCAUUGUGUCUAUCUAGAUUUUUACUUUCUCGCGUGUCUCUUUUUUUUCAUUAGACACGUUCUCGUCGGUUUCUCGUUUAUCCAUAUUUCUUUAUUUUCUUUUCUCUCUCGCGUGCAUCCCGGGGGGAAGCUGCAGUUCGAGCGUGAAAUUCGAUGGGUUGCGUCUAAAUGUGUACGAGUAAGUCAAGUGUACCAAAAGAAGAAUAAGCACACUAACGAGCACGUGUGCUUGAUGUACAGUCUUUACCAGUGGAUCUGCAAACAUCACGGUGGAUCAAGGAUUCGACAGGAUGGAAAAAACAAACAGAUGAGCGUGGAGAACAGCUUGGAUGCUGAGUGUGAGAUUCUCAAGCCAAGCCGAAAAAAUAGUAGAAGAUUCAACACUAGUGACUUCUGGUUGUACAUCGUGGUUGUCGCAAGUAGAACCACUAGGAAUAAUGUUACCGACCGUAGGCGGUGAGUCCCGCAUGAUAGUCCUGGGUGAAGUUCCACCGUCACAACCAGAGCAGGAACAAGAACCCGCGCAGGAUGUGGCGGCACAAUGGUUGCAGACAGAAAAUCAGACCAAUACUGCAGUCACUACUACUAUCGGCACUAUUACCAACAUACCGACUAUCGCGAGUCGAAACAGAACAAAUGUACCACCGGUUCCGCAACCGAGGCAGAGAAUCGGCAAACCAGAUAUUAGGGUACCGGGAAACAGGAAUCGUAAGUCGCGUAGAAGGCGCAUUACGGUCGCAGGAAGCACUUAUGUAUAUAUUUAGGAUUUACUGAGGUACCACAACUCUAUAAAUAUUUGAUUCUUUUUUUUUUGUAAAAUCUCACAUUCAUGUAUCAUAUUCAUUGAUCAUCAACAUAUAUAUUCCUAUGUUUUCGAAUAAUGAUAAAUAUAUAUUUUAAGACAAUUUCUAUGAAUAAAAAAAAUU
This is a messenger RNA of Apis florea (little honeybee), 1263 nucleotides long. RefSeq lists its product as uncharacterized. NCBI's taxonomy places the organism in Eukaryota, Metazoa, Arthropoda, Insecta, Hymenoptera, Apidae. The record is from RefSeq and is a predicted model, not a curated record.